AUGAGGAUGCUGUUCAGUUGCUUCGUGGGGUCGGAGCCGCCGGCGGCGGCCGGAAGCGAGAGCGGGGACGAGAGACAGCAGCAGAAGAAGAAGGCGGCGCGGCGGAUGCGGAGCGCGACGGCGCGGCUGCGGUCGCUGUCGCUGGACGACCUGUCGCGGACGCUGGCGUCCUCGGGCCUGCACGCCUUCACGCAGGCGGAGCUGAGGGUCGCCACGCGGGGCCUCUCCAGCAGCAACUUCAUCGGCGAGGGCGGGUUCGGCCCCGUCUACAAGGGCUUCCUCGACGGGCGGCUCCGGCCCGGGGAGAUCCAGCCGCAGCACGUCGCCGUCAAGUACCUCGACGCCGACGGGCCGCAGGGCCACCGCGAGUGGCUGGCGGAGGUGGUGUACCUGGGGAUGUUGAGGCAUCCGCAUCUGGUGAAGCUCAUCGGGUACGGCUGCCAGGACGAGCAGAGGAUGCUCGUGUACGAGUACAUGGCCAGAGGCAGCCUCGAGCACCACCUCUUCAAGAAUCUGCUGUCGACCUUGCCGUGGUGCACGCGGCUGAAGAUCGCGGUGGGCGCCGCUAAGGGGCUGGCGUUCCUGCACGAGGCCGACACGCCCGUCAUCUACCGCGAUUUCAAGGCCUCCAACAUCCUGCUCGACUCCGAUUACACGGCAAAGCUCUCAGACUUUGGCCUGGCCAAGGAGGGCCCACAGGGCGACGACACCCACGUAACCACCCGUGUCAUGGGGACACACGGCUACGCCGCGCCGGAGUACAUUCUCACCGGGCACCUGACGGCGAAGAGCGACGUGUACAGCUUCGGCGUGGUGCUCCUGGAGCUGCUGUCGGGGCGGCGCAGCGUGGACAAGCGGCGGCGCGGGCGGGAGCAGCACCUGGUGGACUGGGCGCGCCCGUACCUGCGCCACCCGGAGCGGCUGCACCGGGUGAUGGACCCCAGCCUGGACGGCCACUACUCCGCAAAGGCCGCGCACAAGGCCGCCAUGGUCGCCUACCACUGCCUCCACAGCGUGCCCAAGUCCCGCCCCACCAUGCGCGACGUCGUCGACGCGCUCGAGCCGCCGCUCGCCGUGUGCAGCGACGUGCCCGCGGGACCCUUCGUGUACACGGUCCCGCCCGAGCCCGAGUCCGACGACAACAGCAAGGCCGCCGACGAGGUGGCGGCGGCGGCGGCGGCGGACGGCGCCGCGGCGGCCGCUGCCAGUGCCAGGCAGAAGUGCCUCGCGUCGGCCGUGCACGCCGAGGGCGAGCUGCGGACGGCGGCCAACCAACGGUACGCGAGCUCCGUGGCGGAGCACGGGAGCUCCUCGCCCAAGCAGAGCAGGGACAGGGGAGCCUAG
Molecule: messenger RNA, 1344 nt
Organism: Miscanthus lutarioriparius
Lineage: Eukaryota; Viridiplantae; Streptophyta; Magnoliopsida; Poales; Poaceae
Source: the annotation of a GenBank genome assembly